This is a messenger RNA of Phaedon cochleariae (mustard beetle), 426 nucleotides long. The record is from the annotation of a GenBank genome assembly. Lineage: Eukaryota; Metazoa; Arthropoda; Insecta; Coleoptera; Chrysomelidae.
AUGGAAAGCGAAAACUUUUUCAGUACUGCUGCCAUAGAAAAAGCAAUAGUUAACAGAAAAGUAGACACAGAAAAUAUAAAAGUGAAUUGGCUCAAAAUAAGAGAAAUAGAAGUGUUGAAGAAAAAGCCUUUCAGCAUUUUUAUGAGAACUGAUUUUGAAACUGCUGCUCAAGAAAUCAACAUUGAAAAAAAAAGGGGUAUGCCUUCGAAUUAUUCCAACUCCAAUUUCAGUAAACUCCUUGAGAGUCUGUGGCCCAAUGGAAAACCCAUUGCGGAAAAGAAAUUGGAAGAUUUGAAAUCCUUACUAUGCUUCAUUCCAAAAGAUGCCAAAAAAUUCUACAAGAACUUAAUAGGCGACCCCUAUAUUGAGGAAGACAUAAAUGGGUUCAAUGCCCAACCUGAUUUUCCACUAGAGAAUGAUGAUUAA